AUGCUCAAGUCCUCCAUCGCCUCCCGCCGUCCUUCCCCUGUCUCCAUCCCUUCAUCGCCGCCGCGGCAGACGGUGCACCGCCACCACGGCAGAGCUGUUUCGCGUGUGUAUGAAGUCAGCGCGUAUGGCGCCGAUCCGACGGGGACGGAAGACAGCACGGAGGCAUUAUUGAAGGUAUUUGCUGAUGUACUGAGAGGCCCCACCUCUGGCACCAUGCUCCAUGGCAUGAUCAAGAAUUUUGGCGGCGCCCAAAUCAAUCUCGCCGGCGGCAUCUACCUCAUCAGCCGGCCCCUCCGCUUUCCUGUUGGCGGCGUCGGCAACGUCGUGAUUUUCGGAGGCUCCCUUCGCGCAUCCGACGAUUUCCCGACCGACGGAUACUUAAUCAACCUAUCGACUUCUUCUAGGUGGUCGUCGACGGCGAAGAAGUACGACUACGAGUACAUAACACUGAGGGACCUAAUGCUCGACUCCAACUUCCGAGGCGGCGGUGUCUUCAUCAGAGACUCCGCCCGGAUCUCCAUCGACAACUGUUACAUCACCCAUUUCACCACCGACGGGAUCUCCAUCAACGGCGGCCUCGACAACCUCGUCCGCAACACCUUCAUCGGCCAACACAUCACCAACGGCUCUGACGUCCACGAGCGCCACUUCUCCGGCACGGGCAUCGCCCUCAACAGCGGCGACAACGCCAUCACCAACGUCGUCAUCUUCUCCGCCGCUGUCGGGAUCAACAUCACCCGCCAGGCCAACUUCCUUAGUGGGGUCCACUGCUACAACAAGGGCCACAAGUACGGCGGGGUUGGUAUCUACCUGAACCUCAGCGGCCGGGCCCAAACGCACAUUGUAAACUCGUACCUCGACUUCACCGGAAUCGUGGCCGAGGACCCGGUGCAGCUCACGGUCGCCAACAGCUUCUUCCUCGAGGCCUUCAUCGUGUUCAAGUCGAAAAUCGGCGUGGCGAAGUGGGUGACGGUGGUGAACAACAUGUUCAGCGGGCUGAGGGGGAAGAUGGUGGUGCUGGACGGGAAGUUCGAGGACAUCGACAACGUGCUGGUGGACGGGAACGAGGUCGGCGGCGGUAUGGGUCUCAAGGCAACAGUGGCGCGUGGGUCCACAAAGGGGAGAGGGAAGACGUCGUGGGUGGUGGAUUUCAAUCGGGUUCUGCUGUUCCCGCGCCGGAUUACCCACGCACACUACACGCUCACCUCUAUCGGGAGUGAGUUUCCGAGGCACGCGCUGAGGAAUGUAACCAGGAAUCGAGUGGUGGUGGAAUCGGACAUCCCCGUGACGGGGACCGUGUACGCGACAGUGAGGCAGUAA
This is a messenger RNA of Linum tenue, 1320 nucleotides long. NCBI's taxonomy places the organism in Eukaryota, Viridiplantae, Streptophyta, Magnoliopsida, Malpighiales, Linaceae. The record is from the annotation of a GenBank genome assembly.